Messenger RNA from Arabidopsis thaliana (thale cress), 375 nucleotides. RefSeq lists its product as uncharacterized. The record is from RefSeq and is marked reviewed. Bases 1 to 375 code for a protein of 124 amino acids. Lineage: Eukaryota; Viridiplantae; Streptophyta; Magnoliopsida; Brassicales; Brassicaceae. The transcript is spliced from 4 exons.
AUGGUCAAGCCUCGUUGGACAGCUGAUGUGAGGAAUAUCGAAACAUGUAAAUGGAAUAAGUGGUCUAUAGUAGUCAACGUUAUACUUGUCAACAUUCGUCUGAAGUUAACCGUAAUCCGUGGGCAGAAAACAAACAAAAUUGAACUAGGAAAAAAGAAGAAGAAGGAAAGCGUGGAAAGAAAAAGCAAAUCAAGAGGCUUCAUCUUUUGCUUACUGUCAAGGAGUCAGCUAUGGAUGUUCCAUCCAACUUGGAAUCUCGAAGGCGUCUUACAGUACUUUCUUUUCAAAUUCACUAUUAAUGGGACAUGCCUGCUGCACCCAAGAUUCGCAACAUGCUUUCCUUCUCGGUCCUUACACCAUACUUCCGUUGAUUGA